AUCUGAAAAAGUUACCUUCGUAUUAAUAUAGUCUAUCCAUAUACCUUCGUAUUAUAUUAGAACACCUUCGUAAGAAAUCAGAAAAAUAGUCUACGACAGGUCCGGGAUCGUCACGGUGUGCCGUGAGCGGCAAAAUUGUACACUAAAUAAAAUAUCCUUUGACUUUAAAUACAGUCUCGAAAGUUAGUGAUCGAAGUGCACAUUUAUUACUUCGUACGAAGGUAUGGAUAGAUAGACUACAUUUGUCCCCGUAAGGACAGCCCCCUGCAAUCCCAAGUUUGCUUACCCAUUUUUGGCCGGGAAUUCGGUACCGACGCAACUGGUCCGCAACUUGAUGACGCAAAUAUGUGCUUGACGACGCUUUUCGUCAGAGAGAGAUAACAAAAUCAGAAUAACGAUGACUUCCCUCCAUCUUGAAAAGCAAGACUGCCAACAGUUUUAUUUUCGCUCGCACGUCAAUGCGCUCAAGUCCGCAACAGGUCGAUAGGCAGCAACAUGGAUCGUCUCACCGUCCAGUUUCCUCUGUGGAAAACCCCAUUUCUUCACGUAGUCGCCGGUUUCGUCAUCUCUGUGCUGAUCGCCAGCUAUGGAGAUCACGGAGAGUUUCUUUGGAAAUAUUUGCGUAUUCCUGCAGUUGCCGACUCUGGCAACUCGAUAUUUGUUGGCAUCGCAAGUUAUGUUGAUGUCGAGGUCGAUCGCACACUGGAAUUUCUCUUUGCACAGGCGAGAGAUCCAUCUCGUGUGUAUGUCGGGCUUGUUCUCCAGGAGCAUAAGGAGAAGCGUGAUGCAUUUCCAUUGUCCCGUUGGCGUAGUCAUUCCAAUGUGCGCCUUCUUGAAAUAGAGCCAGAGGCCAGCCGUGGUGCAGGCUGGGCUCGGAGCAAAAUUGCUACCCUUCACCGGGGGGAGAAGUAUUAUCUACAAUUGGAUAGUCACCACCUCUUUGUCAGUUCAUGGGAUGUGGUGUGCAUUGAACUACUCACCAAACUCGCCGCAAAGGUCCCAAAGCCGAUUCUAACGACUUACUUAACGAGCUUUCCUGAGUCAACCACGACUGUCGCAGAGUUGGUCCACCAACUACCAUGGCGGAUGACCGCGGGAUAUUGGAUGAAGCCGUUCCGAGGAAUCCUACCAAAGAAAAUCCAGUAUCUUCCUCUGCCCAUACAGAAGCACAUAUUGAUGUCGAGCAAUGGUGAACCACAGCCAACGUCAUUCUUUUCGGCGCAUUUUGUGUUUGUUCACUCGACUUGGCUUAGAGAGGUGCCCUACGACCCAUUAGUGUAUUUUGAUGGCGAAGAAGAUAGCCUUGCCAUGCGCAGCUACACUAAUGGUUACGAUAUGUUUUAUCCAGCGAUACAUAUUGGAUUUCAUCUUUAUGAGCGGAAAAACAGCACCAAACACUGGCAUGACCAUCCUCAGCUGUUCAAACAGAUGUCUGUGAACUCAAUGCUCCGCCUCAAAGCAAUCAUAGAAACGCGAGGUGGAACAUCUGGCGAUCAGAAAAAACUUGGUCGGUAUGGUUUGGGUGCUGCGAGAUCCAUUGUUGACUACCAGCACUUUGCAGGGAUCGACUACCAACGGAUGUACAUCACCACGCGUGCAAGAUAUGGAGAGGUUCUGGGUAAAUGGCCCUCAGGAAGUGUGCCGAGGCUCUGGGUACAUAAGGACGGGCAUUUCCAGAUGACUAAACGGGAAAACAGUACAGAGUUUUGGGAAGAAUGGAAGCACGGUGAAGCCUCAGGGGGAAGCGUGAAUGGCGACAUCGUUUCUGGGGAGGCAUUCAUCGUGACCUCCAGAUGGAUCGUCACUCAGAGGGACGUCUUGCCGCCUCGGCCAAACCUGCAUAUGAUUGACGUGGCCCGAGGCAUUGAGAUACAUCUAAUGCCAGAAGGAUGUUUUUAUAGAUAUCCAAACUUGACGGACUUACAAGCAAACUGGACCUUUAUGACGUACGGGCACUGGAUGUGACCGAUGCUCUCGUCAACCCAGGAGGUUUUGGUAGGUCACCACCAGCCAUCGUUCAUGUUUUUUUAGCGCGCCGUCAUGUACGAAUUCUACUUUUGGUACGACCUUCCAACCUUCGAAGGCAACAUUCUCCAAGUCAGAUAGUGAACCCUCUUUGUUUGAUGAGUAGGCUAUGCGAUAUCAUUGCUAUAUGAUAUGAUGAGAUAAUGACAUUCCAAAAUGUGGUUGCAGGAUCAGGAGCAAGAUCCACCAUCCAACUUUGUUAGUAUUCAAGUUCUCGUUGCGGAUGUGUUUGCCGGCUAGAGGUGAUCUAUGAUAUUCACCGCGUUUUGCAUCGACCAUCGCGAAAGCGAACGGUUACGCUUGUUGCAGGAACACGCAAGACGCAGUUUCCCAUCGAUUUCAAUUUCAAUGCACACCGUGAUCGAUGACGAAAGCGCAUGAUGAUACCAUGAGAGAUGAGCAAAGCUUUUCCCCCACGAGCACGGAGAAUAGAUAGCAUCGCAACACCAUCACGAACCUCAUAUGCCGCGGGUUAGCGUCAAUUAGCUGUAUCGAGUGUAUCCAUAUAUCUAUCGCAACACCAUCACAAUUGGCAUCAUUCACAAGCAACUAAGAAUAUGGUUGGUAGUUUGGAUCGGGUAUUAAUUCAUGACCGAGAGAAGAUGAACACAGUUCACCGCUUUCACUGCUUCACUUUCUCUUCGAAGGCGGAUUCCAGGCAGUUCCUUUCAACCAUUCAUUGACGCGAUAAUGAUUGUAGGAUCCCGCUGCGGUGUUCCUGUUCACAAUAGUUGAAAGAGCCUUUUUCGCAAAUAUUUUGGCUGUCGGAAACGUUCCCGAAGCUUGCAAACUCGUGUAAGUGGCAAAGAUAAAACCGCACAGCAGCGCGAGACACAUGAACAGCACUUGGGUAUCGAUGACUCCAACAGGUUCGAGCACUCGGAUUGUCGAAUUGAAGAAAGUAGUUGAGUAUUGCUCUGCACUGUCCUGAUAAAACACACUGAACUCGAUGUUGAAAUCAUGCCCAGCGAGUUGGGAUUCGAUGAAAAAAAUGUACAAAAAUGAAGCUUCCUUGCCAGGCUCCACGACGACUUCAAUCACACGUUUUGUGAAAUUUGCGACAUAGAAAGUGCCAAGGCCAGGUGCUCUGAGUGUUCCGGCUAUGUGCGUGACGGUCAGACUCGCUUCUCCGGUGUUGCGGAAACCCAAGAGCACCUGGAUGUCCUUCCCUGAUGGGAAACCACUUUGCAUCGUAUCACGGAAGAAAAAGGUGGUGUCAACGUCAUCAUUCGCCUCUGGCACGCCACGAGCGGCUUCAUAACUCUGAAAAGUAUGCUCGGCCGCUGUUGCGAAGGAACGGCAAGUUCGAAAAGAGAGAGUGACGGAUAGGUCAGAGGUGGACCGAUGAAGUUUCGCGGCAAAUACAGGACCAGAAGGGACAAAUACAGACCCGUCAAAUUCAGUCAUGAGAAAGAAAUGCUGAAAAGCGAUUGUAAGGAACGAUGCUCUGGGCCCAUAUCUUGGAUGUGUCGGAACUAACGGCAGGGCAGAAAAUUCUGAGCGGAAUGUCUGCUUCGAAAAGAGCUCGGAUUCUGGCUCUGUCCUACCCACCGAUAUGGAAUGUCAGAAAGAAAUAAGUAACGAUGCAAACGUCGCGAAGAAAUUGUCCGGGCAUAUUUCCCGGUUUCAACCGCUGCCGACAGAUGUUUCUGCAGGCCUGCCCCGGUAGGCGAGGACUUGACUCUUUACUUGCUUCGAACGCACGAAGUAUUUCUAUAUUUUAUUCAUUCAUAUUGUACGUAUGUUACCUUCAUUCGUUCCCGAAGCAAAGGUACCUUGAUUGGUACGAAGGUAAUUUAUUAAUAUCAAAAUUAACAAGAUUCGG
This is a messenger RNA of Micromonas commoda, 3850 nucleotides long. Its product is annotated as glycosyltransferase. Bases 496 to 1965 code for a protein of 489 amino acids. The record is from RefSeq and is a predicted model, not a curated record. Lineage: Eukaryota; Viridiplantae; Chlorophyta; Mamiellophyceae; Mamiellales; Mamiellaceae. The transcript has a single exon.